AUGAGGGCUCCUCAGUUCAGAUUAUAUUCGGAUGAUAUUGUUAUGUAUAAAAACGAUGUUAUGGCUUUUACAACCUACAAUAUAAGGUCCUCGAUCACCCUCUGUCCAUGUAUCUUCAGUUAUACCAGACGUAAAGACAUCCUUGGGGCGAAAACUAUUACAGCAAAUACCAAUAUAGCGGUGGCCGUAUCUUCACUAUCUAUAUUCCUUCACGAACUGAUGUACAUAGUCUCUGAGGGUACUUAUGGGCCAGUUUUGACGGGGAAGUUAGCACAGUUCGAGGGGACAAAAUCCGCUACCAACGCCAAUAGCUAUGUCUGGUUCGCGGUAGCGAUGUAUCUUAACAGCAACGAUUGGUCUCGAGUUAUUAUAAAUAGGAAAAGGGUCUCAGGACCUGCUACUAGACGCUCUGCUCUGGUUACCGAUAGUAAUGGGGGCAAGGCUGGGAAUAAAACGAUCGAUACAAAUAGGAUGGAGAUGGGCGAGGAUGAAAAUUCCGAUUUCCCGUGA
Penicillium waksmanii is the source of this 510-nucleotide messenger RNA. RefSeq lists its product as uncharacterized. The transcript is spliced from 4 exons. The coding region runs from base 1 to 510 and encodes 169 amino acids. Lineage: Eukaryota; Fungi; Ascomycota; Eurotiomycetes; Eurotiales; Aspergillaceae. The record is from RefSeq and is a predicted model, not a curated record. Gene Ontology annotation, molecular function: metallopeptidase activity.